UAUUUCUCUUUUCUCUCCGUCUGGCUUUCAGAGAUCAUGAAUCCAUCCAAUCCCGCCUGGCCCGGUCAACCACCAAAUCCCGCUUGGCCCGGUCAACCACCAAAUCCCGCUUGGCCCGGUCAACCACCAAAUCCCGCCUUGGCCGGCCAACCAGCCAUUCCCGUCUGGCCCGGUCAGCCAAACCAACCAGCUCAACCAACAUGGCCUGGUCAGCCCGGACAGCCUGGAGCUCCAGGGUGGCCUGGACCUGUUCCACAAACAGCUCCUUACGUUGCUCCUGAGCCACCAAGACCACUAACUGUUCCAUAUGAAUUGCCUCUAGUCAAUGGAGCACAUAACAAAAUGCUCGUCACCAUUAAUGGAGAUGUACAGCCCAAUGCUAAACUUAUCACUAUUGAUCUAAAGAAAGGCAACGACAUUGCACUUCAUUUAAACCCUCGCUUUGAUGAAGGUGGGCAGCAAGUGUUUGUGAGAAACAGCUGUAUCGGAAACCGCUGGGGACAAGAAGAGAGACAAAUCACAUCAUUUCCCUUCGUUAAAGGAAAGCCUUUUGAGCUGAAGAUUUUAUGCACUUCCACUGAAUUCAAAGUGGCUGUAAACAAAUCUCACCUUCUGGAAUACAAACAUCGUGUUCGUGACCUCAACCAGAUCAACGCUCUUAGAAUCUACAAUGACGUCACCCUCCGAUCUGUUAAUGUGGAGACACUGGCUUUUGAAAGAUAUAGAGAUACGCCCAUAUUAUGGGAAUACUGGGAAGGAUUUCAGGGGCGUGGGAGCUUAUUCAUGAUCACCUCCUGGAAUUCUCGUCUCCUGUCUUUUUGCAGUCUGUGUGUGUGCCAUCAACAACGCCAAAAAACAGGUAUCAUGAAUCUUUCAGAUGCUCUUGAUGAUUUUCCAAAUCAAAACAACCAAGCUGGAGGUCCUAUAUGGCCCGGCCAACCGGCCAAUCCCACCUGGCCCGGCCAACCGGCCAAUCCCACCUGGCCCGGCCAACCGGCCAAUCCCACUUUGCCAGGCCAACCGGCCAAUCCCACCUGGCCCGGCCAACCAAAUAUGCCUGCCUGGCCCGGUCAGCCAAACCAACCAGCUCAGCAAACCUGGCCAGGUCAGCCCGGACAGCCUGGAGCUCCAGGGUGGCCUGGACCUGUCCCACAAACUGGCCCAUAUGGAGUUCCAGAGCAACCUUUAAAGCCUCUGACUGUGCCUUUUGACAUGUCUUUAACCAAUGGAGCAUAUAACAAAAUGCUCCUCACAAUAAAUGGAGAAGUCAAGCCCAAUGCUAAACAAUUCACUAUUAAUCUAUAUAGAGGCAAAGACAUUGCACUUCAUUUAAACACUCGCUUCAAUGAAGAAGGGAAGAAAGUGAUCGUGAGGAACAGUUUGAUUGCAAACCAAUGGGGACAAGAAGAGAGACAAUACCCCUCCUUUCCUUUUGUUCAAGGAAAGCCUUUUGAGAUGAAGAUUUUAUGCACUGACACUGAAUUCAAAGUGGCUGUAAACAAAUCUCACCUUCUGGAAUUCAAACAUCGUGUUCGUGAGCUCAACCAGAUCAAAAGUGUCGCUAUCUAUAAUGAUGUCACCCUAAAAUCUGUUAAUGUGGAGACCGUGCAAUGAGGUCAUACUGUAUUUCCAGCAUAGUCUAGUUAUCUGUGUAUUGACUUACAUGUGUAUGUGCCAACUCUUCAAAUAACCAUUAUUAUUUUUUAAACUAUGCAUGUCAUGUCAUGUAUGAAUUUCUACUUAGUCAUUUGACUGAAUAGUUAUUCAAGGUACAUUUUAUUAUGCGAUCACAAGCAUGUUGCGAUUAUGGCUAUUGUAUGAUGCAUAAAUAAUACAUGAGA
Triplophysa dalaica is the source of this 1841-nucleotide messenger RNA. It is a transcript of the gene lgals3b, whose product is annotated as lectin, galactoside binding soluble 3b. The coding region runs from base 37 to 1614 and encodes 525 amino acids. NCBI's taxonomy places the organism in Eukaryota, Metazoa, Chordata, Actinopteri, Cypriniformes, Nemacheilidae. The transcript is spliced from 11 exons. Gene Ontology annotation, biological process: monocyte chemotaxis; macrophage chemotaxis; positive chemotaxis. Gene Ontology annotation, molecular function: carbohydrate binding; IgE binding; laminin binding. The record is from RefSeq and is a predicted model, not a curated record. Gene Ontology annotation, cellular component: immunological synapse; nucleus.